This is a messenger RNA of Nanorana parkeri, 1658 nucleotides long. Its product is annotated as dimethylaniline monooxygenase [N-oxide-forming] 2-like. The record is from RefSeq and is a predicted model, not a curated record. Lineage: Eukaryota; Metazoa; Chordata; Amphibia; Anura; Dicroglossidae. Gene Ontology annotation, molecular function: N,N-dimethylaniline monooxygenase activity; NADP binding; flavin adenine dinucleotide binding. Bases 15 to 1658 code for a protein of 547 amino acids. The transcript has 8 exons.
AUGUUUCAGUAACAAUGGCUAUGAAAGUAGCUAUUAUUGGUGCAGGUUGCAGUGGACUUGCAGCCAUCAAAUGUUGUCUGGAGGAAGGCCUGGAUCCUAUAUGUUUUGAAAAAAGCGAUGGCAUUGGAGGACUCUGGAAAUACUCAGAGAGGGUAGAAGAAGGAAGAGCCAGUAUCUACCAGUCUGUGUUCACUAAUACCUCCAAAGAGAUGAUGUGCUACAGUGACUUUCCAAUGCCAGAGGACUUUCCCGUGUAUCUCCAUCAUUCCAAGAUCUUAGAAUACCUUCACUUGUAUGCAGAACACUUUGACCUGCUGAAAUGUAUUCAGUUUCAGACUCAAGUUUGUAGUGUAAAGCAAAGUGAGGACUUUGCUACUAGCGGACAAUGGAAUAUUGAGAUUGAAACCCGUGGCAGGGAAAAUGUGGAAAGGAAGGAAGAGAUUUUUAAUGCAGUAAUUGUCUGCAAUGGACAUUAUAAUGACCCUUACAUGCCUCUAAACUGUUUUCCAGGUAUAGAAUAUUUUAAAGGCCACUACAUUCACAGUCGUUUCUAUAAAACAAGUGAAAAGUAUCACGGGAAGACAGUUUUAGUUGUAGGCACUGGAAAUUCAGCUGGAGAUAUAUCAGUGGAACUUAGUCAUACUGCUAAACAGGUUUAUCUAAGUACCAGAAACGGAUCCUGGGUGGUCAGUCGUAUUUCUACUGGUGGUUUUCCUAUUGACAUGAGCAUGUCAAGACGCUACACUAUGUGGAUCAAGAAUCUACUACCAAAUAUACUUGCUGCCAAGAUAAGUGAAAAACUUAUGAGUGGGUGGUUUGACCAUUCAAACCUUGGCUUGGAACCUAAACACAGGUUGAAGCAUCCAGUGGUGAAUGAUUAUCUCCCAAGUCAAAUCCUGCAAGGAUCGAUUAAGGUGAAACCUGGUAUUACAUCUUUCUCUGAAACAUAUGUCACCUUUGAAGAUGGUACUAUGGCUGAAGUGGAUGACGUUAUUUUUGCUACCGGAUAUAGCUCCAAAUUUUCUUUUCUUGAUGUAAAUAUCAUCAAACUUAAUGACAAUGAUGUAUCUUUGUAUAAAUAUGUUUUUCCAAUUCACUUGAAGAAGACAACCAUUGCUUUCUUGGGAUUAGUACAACCCCUUGGAUCAAUUAUGCCAACAGUUGAACUACAGGCUCGAUGGGUUUCCAGAGUGUUUAAGGGGGCUGCUCUACUACCAUCAGCAAGGAAGAUGGAAAAUUAUGUUUCUAAAUGGAAGGACAAGAAGAAUAAAUGGUUUGGUGUAGGAAGGACACAAACUCUGCAGAUACACUAUAUUGAUUAUAUUAAUGCCAUCUCUGAGGAGAUUGGAGUAAACCCCAACAUGCUGUAUCUUUUCCUCACAGACCCAAAAUUGGCAUGGCAAGUAUUCUUUGGGCCAUGCACACCUUACCAGAUGAGGCUAACUGGACCUGGGAAGUGGUGUGGAGCAAGAAAUGCUAUCCUCACCCAGUGGAACAGAACAAUUCAACCAACUAGAACCCGUAGUUUGAAUAAACAGCCACAAUUCUGGACAAGAUUUACAAAAACGUUAAUCAUCUGUGGUUUAGUGACAGCCUUGUGGUGUGGUUCAAAGGCUCUUUCAUGGAGAGUACAAAAUGGAUAUUUUAAAUGUAUUUAG